This is a messenger RNA of Rhodamnia argentea, 2000 nucleotides long. Its product is annotated as protein JINGUBANG-like. The transcript is spliced from 3 exons. NCBI's taxonomy places the organism in Eukaryota, Viridiplantae, Streptophyta, Magnoliopsida, Myrtales, Myrtaceae. Gene Ontology annotation, molecular function: protein binding. Bases 33 to 1415 code for a protein of 460 amino acids. The record is from RefSeq and is a predicted model, not a curated record.
UCAGAUGUGCAGUAUCAUCCUUUCGUUUUGCAAUGGAAGAUGGCGAGAGAGAUGGCCAAAUGGCCUCGCCGGAUGAUUCACCGAACUCCUCCCCUCCGAACCCAUCUUUCCGAAUCACUCCCCGCCGUAAGUUCCUAAGAACCAUCUCCACCAAAGAGCCCUCCUUCGCAGAGAUCUUCCCACCCACAAUCUCUCCACCUCGGUUGAGCAACCCGACUCUCCCCACGUCCCCACUCUCCUCCCCGCUCCGCCGCUUCACCGCCUCCAAGACCGCCGCCGCCGCCGUCGCCUCUGAGGCUUCCUACAGGUGCAUCUCCUCCCUCCUCAAGAAAGACGGCCAGAUUCUCUCGAUCGCCGUGUCGGGCAACCUGAUGUACACAGGAUCCGAGCAGAAUGUGAUCAGGGUUUGGAAGCUGCCGGAGCUCAUAGAGUGCGACCGGCUCAAGACCAAGGCCUCCAUGGCCAUCGCGCUGGCGGUGUCGAAUGACAUGGUUUACGCAGCGUUCGCCGACUUCAAGAUUCGAGUGUGGCGGAGGGUUUGGGACGGGAGAUUGAAGCACGUCCGGCUGGGGACGAUACCAAAGACCGGGGGCUACGUCCGAAGCUACAUUGCCGGGAAAGAUAAGAUGGUGAAGCACUUGGGGCCCAUAACCUCCCUCGCCGUCAGCACCGCCGACGACAUCCUCUACUCCUCCUCCGUUGACCGGACCGUCAAGGUGUGGCGCAUCUCUGACCUCCGCUGCAUCGAGACCUUCCACGCCCACCCGGAUGCCAUCAAUGCCCUCCUCGUUGCGGAGGACGAUGGCGUACUCUUCACUGCCUCUGACGACGCCACUGUCCGCGUCUGGCGGCGGGACCUCUGCGGCGGCUCCCGCCCCCACUCCCUCACUGUCACCCUCCCUGCCAAGCAAUCCCCCGUCAAGUCCCUCUCCCUCUCCCCUGACAGCGACGCCCUCUACGGGGGUUGCUCUGACGGUUAUGUCCAUUUCUGGCUCAAGGGCUGGUUCUCCGGCCAGCUCCAGUACGGCGGCUGCCUCCAAGGGCACACGCAUGCGGUGCUCUGCAUGGCGAGCGUGGGCAACGUCUUGGUUACCGCUUCGGCAGACUUGACUAGUCGGGUUUGGGCGCGCAGCCAAGACGGCCAACACUGUUGCCUGGCGGUCCUGGUCGGCCACAGGGGGCCGAUCAGGUGCGUCGCAGCUUACCAUGAAGGACCGAUGCCAUCGUCCUCUGGCGGGGCCGAUGGGGACGGUCAAUUAGGCAGCGGCGAUGAUCAUGAUCGCGAGGAUGGGUGCACGAUGAUUUGCACCGGGAGUCUUGAUGGGGUGUUGAAGCUGUGGAAGGUGACUAAUAGUGUGAACAGCAGCGCAAGAGAUUGUUCCUCUAAAGCUGGCACCGAUUACUUUGACAUUUGAAGAUCCUUAUUAAGGUCCAGCGAAGUCGAUCUCCUGUCGCAAGAAUGCCGACACCAAAGAACAAAUCUAACUGUAAAGAAUCAAAGAUUUCGAAGCUGACAUAUGAUUAACUAGACUGAUGGGAUGGUUUGGACUUGCUUGUGCGUGGCCUUUGCCUCUCUUUAGGCUGCCGGAGGUUGCAUCUCCAUGAUGGUGCCGGUAUCGCUCGAGUAACUUGUUCUUCCAUGCCGAGACCCCGGCGCCCUUGUCAAGCACCGGUACACCGAGAACAGAAUCACCUUGAGACCGAAGAUUAUGCACAAGAUGACCAGAGCAGAGACCACGUAAUCUUCGAAUGAGCGGCGAUGCUUGCACCCGAAGAAGGCUCCCAGACACACCAUAACUACGACGGAACGAGGUUUUCUUACGUACGAGGAACUCGAUCCUGCGAUGGCCCGUGCAAGAUAUUACUCGUGGUUGUAAGAGGGAGGAUGUUUGCCGGAGGAAGGCUGUAUUCUUGCCUUGGAUUCGCGACAACUGUUUGUGCUUGAUCACUUCUUUAUCAAGUUUGGUAUCGUUCAACAUAUGCAGGGUGAGAAGGUUGAA